Messenger RNA from Venturia canescens, 783 nucleotides. RefSeq names its product Late endosomal/lysosomal adaptor, MAPK and MTOR activator 5 (gene Lamtor5). NCBI's taxonomy places the organism in Eukaryota, Metazoa, Arthropoda, Insecta, Hymenoptera, Ichneumonidae. Bases 282 to 557 code for a protein of 91 amino acids. The record is from RefSeq and is a predicted model, not a curated record. Gene Ontology annotation, molecular function: guanyl-nucleotide exchange factor activity. Gene Ontology annotation, biological process: positive regulation of TORC1 signaling; cellular response to amino acid stimulus. Gene Ontology annotation, cellular component: lysosome; cytoplasm; Ragulator complex. The transcript is spliced from 4 exons.
UCUUCCUUUCAUUUAUCUAAAAUAUUCAUUCAUCAUAUACAGAAUACAAUUAAGAAAUGCUCAUCUCGUUCUGCCAUUGUCGUUCAAUCGGUGUGAUGCGUAUUAUGACGUUGGCUUGAAUCAGCUGUCUAAUCUUCGGCAUACUUCGUCAUCGCAUUAUUAUCCGUAUACCACUUGUCACGGCUGCGAAUAAAUGAAACCAGUCGAUUUGUUUUCUUACUAACGUAAAAAUAAGUGGUAGUAAUUCAUUUACGUGGAAAAGAUUCAUAAAAUUCUAUAAAAUGGAGCGGGCUCUUGAAAAAAUGAUGGAAGACAUAACCAAUGCUGAAGGUGUCACAGGCUGUGUCUUUGCAGAUCAAGCCGGUCUUUGCCUGGGAGUCAAAGGAACUGCAUCUGCUGACAGCGCUGGAUUAAUAGCAGCCAUCGCGGAUCAAGCCAGCAAACUUCAGCCUGGAUCGGAAGCUCCUACAAUUUGUUUGGAAAGUGACACGAGACAAUGCCUGAUACGGCGUGAAGGGCCAAUGAUCGGGGCCGUUUACAAAAAUCCCACCCACUGAAAACUCGAGCAUCUCUGGCGUAAGCGCGACAAAAAUCGACGUUUUUAUUUUUUUGUAUAAACAAAUAUCCUGCUGAAUUAUUUAUCGAAUGAAAAAUCGAAUCGUAAUUCUUGGCAAAACACUCAUAAUUAUGAAGACGACAUCUUCAUGGACCACGAGUAAGUGAUAAGGAAAAACUGAUAAAAUUGUGCAAAUUUAUGAAAUAAAGUUACGAUAUGAUAGUCAA